CGGCACGCGAGGUUCUCAGAGCGUAACUCGUGUAUUUCACCGUUUUACUCCGCGAGGGAAAAUUUUCUCCCCUGUCUUACGCGCGCAACGUGACAGUCACGUUUUACCGGAGAUUCAGUGAAUUGAGAUUAUCUGUGAGAGAAUUGUUUGGCGUUCGUUCGGAAUUCGUUUGGCGAUUGCUCUUGCGGUGAAAUAAACGGAAUUACAUUUUUUGAUUUGAGAAUUGAAGGAUUGAGGAAGUGAAUGGAGAAUUAAACUGUGAAAUUGGUUUAUUCUGAUUCUGUGAACAAGGAUUUGGUGAUUGUUUGUGGUUUCAGGGGUAAACAUUGACUGUGUUUUUAUUUAUUAGAACGCGAGCCGCAGCGGGGGAUUGUGUUGUGUGAACAGAGUGACGAGUUUCUUUCUGGAAAAAGAAAUAAACUGAAGAGUUGAAAAAGUGGGCAUGUGUCACACUGGAGCGAUAAACUAUCGACUGGUUUGAGUGUCACAUUGCCCUCCCCCAGGGCUGAUUAAUAAUUCAAGUAAAAACAGUUGGUUGAAAUUAUCACUGUCAAAACGGAUCACGGAUUUUUUCCCUGGAGUGAUGACGUAACGUGUCGUGACAAUUUGUUUGAGUUUGACGGCAAUAAAGUGGCAUAUAGAGGGGUAAUCGGGGAACAUCAGAGAACGGAGACAAACAGUCUGCUGGAGGGGGAGGCUCGGCGGUAUUACAAGACAGAUAACGAUUCAUCGGGAUGCUCGGUUGACAUGGCGGAGGGCUCAGCCGAGGAGGAACAGAGCAGUACCGCUGCGCCAGCAUCACCCCCAGCUGACUUACGCACCCAGACAACACACCUGUCAACAUCACCUUAUCAUCACAGACGUCUGCAGCCGCGUCAAUUGCCGUAUAGACAGCAUCCUAACAUGUUGGCAACCGCAGCGCCACCACGUCACAGCCACAGCGGCCUCCUCUCCCAUCACAUAAAAACCGAGACCGAUAUGGACGCCCCCUGCGAUGUUCCACUGAAUCUCAAGAGCGAGGAGAGUGACAGAAGUAGCGCUGGCAGUCCAGAGCCAGCAUCGGGGGCGUUUCAUGAGCAUCAGAUGUUGAUGGAGAAUAUGAAGAAUUCGAGAAGACGGAGGAGUGCGUCACCGGAUAUGACGCAUGGGAAGCAUAGUGCUGAGGCACAUCUCAAUGGGACCAUGGCUGGAAUGGUGACCCUCCAAAACCUCCAAAACCUAGCGAAUCUUCAGAACCUCCCGCAAGUCGCGUCGCUAGCAGCGGGACUUCAAGGCAUGUCAGCAGGUUUGACCAGCAAUCAGCUCAUCAACACGCCCCUAAAUCUCACAGUGAGUGCAGCUGGUACCGUAUCAACUCCCUCGAGUACAACAGCAGGCUCUCACCUCUUACCCCCAAGUUCAGCACCAAUGGCAACACUGCCACAGUUACUUUCUCAACCUCAGCCCGUGGCGAUGCCCCAGUUCAUCCUGACAUCAGGUCAAUUGGUCCAAGGAAUUCAAGGUGCUCAAUUAUUAAUCCCAACGUCUCAAGGUAUUGCAACGCAAACGAUACUCACCAUUCCAGUUAGCCAUGUGACGAAUAAUCAAAUGGUUAAUUUGGCGCUGAGUAAUGGACAAGUUGUAUCAACGACAUUAGCUAAUCUACAGUCAAUUGCACAGCCUCAAACUAUGAUGAAUACAUCGACCAAUGUGCCAACGAGUCAAAAUUUGGCAACGGGAUUGGGUCUGAAUCCCGCGGCUCUCCCACACCUAUUGAGUAACAGUUCUGCAAGUCAGCAGCUACUGAAUGCCAUGCAACCACAACAGCUUCUUCAAGCCGCACAGGCAGCCCAGGCACAAGCUGCCCAAGCGGUCCAAGCAGCUCAGGCAUCGCAACAGCCACUUCUCACCACCUCACCGCAACAGCAACAGCAUAGCCAUCGACAUACCUCCCACCUCAACCACUACCAGUCUUCGGAGAAGCAUCACAGAGAACGACCGGAUGCUUCGUCACCUCUCAAUGGACCUGCAGUUUCGGCAGCGUCUGCUCUUAAUAGACUGGCCGCUAGUAAUGGAGAGAUUACGAUUACUACGACGCACGGGCCGGGGAGCACGGGGGUCAAGGCGUCACCAGGCAGCAUGCACAGUCCGAAGGAUGAUGAUGAUGAUCUACUCAGUGAUUCUCCAAAUCAACCGACAAUCAACGAAGCUACGAAUAAUGUUGUAGAUGGUAUCAACCUCGAUGAGAUAAAGGAAUUUGCGAAGGCCUUCAAAAUUCGUCGAUUAUCCCUCGGCCUGACGCAAACCCAAGUAGGCCAGUCGCUCAGCGUCACCGAGGGACCUGCCUACAGUCAAAGUGCUAUAUGCAGUGCCCUGGCUACCCAGAUGUACGCCUCGCAGAUUGCCUCUCAGCAGCAAGCUAUGUUUGAAAAAUUGGAUAUCACCCCCAAGAGCGCCCAGAAAAUUAAGCCAGUACUUGCGAGGUGGAUGAAAGAGGCUGAAGAGAGGUACAAAGCCGGGACCAAUAACCUGACGGACUUCAUAGGUGUUGAGCCGAGUAAAAAGCGAAAACGACGCACGUCCUUCACACCCCAGGCUCUGGAACUACUAAACUCACAUUUUGAUAAAAAUACACAUCCAACUGGUAAUGAAAUAACGAACUUAGCAUCUCAGCUCGGUUACGAGAGAGAAGUCAUAAGAAUCUGGUUCUGCAACAAACGGCAGGCCCUGAAGAACACGGUUCGAUUGAUGUCGAAAACAGUGGGCUGAAUUCAUUCCCCUAGCCAAACUGAGAAACAAACAUAAACGCCUCACCUAGACUGGAAUUAUUUUUAAAAGAAUCCUCAAGUUUUCGAUUAACAGAGAUUACGAGCAAAUCAACAAAGAACAAAUGGAUGAAUAAACUAACCAGAACAAUAAUCACUCGUUCCUCUGCGAAUCGAGGGCUGUGGCACAAGACAUAACAGGCUAAAUAUGUCUGAACGAUUCCAUCACUUCUUUACAUUCUGAGAUUGCCUGAUGAAAAACCCCCCAGAGAACCAUAAAACAAUGUAAUAAUAAAAUUCUACGAGAAUUGUGAUUGUAACGUAUACGGCGUGUAUUAUGUGUAAAUAGAUAUUGUUUACUGUCUUAAAGACUUGUGAUUCAUAUGAUAGACAUAGUAAACAGAAGAAUAAUAAUGCGAAGGACAGCGGACGAUAAUCGUUGAUGUUUCCUCGAAAUGUUCAUUCACAUUUGUAAACACAAAUUAUCAGAAUCGAUAUUAACGGGAUACACCACUGGGUUUUGAGUGUUCUGCAAUUAAAAAAUGAUAUCCGUGAGGCUUUUGAAAUAUCUUUGACCCAUAUAGGAUCAACGAUUAUAACAGGAAUAUUCAUAAAUUGAUUUUUCGCUUUGGAAGGUCCCAAUAUUUGGAAAUUCAUGUCAACCUUUAAAGCUCAGUAGUGUAUCCCCUCAAAAGACAGACAAGAGGAGAAUUGAGAUGAAAUUGUCAGAGAACAGUACAUUAAUUCAGUGACGAAAUAAUCCAACUAUUCAAUUAAACCAACAAUGUUUACGUCCGGCUAAUUUGUUCGUCCGAUUGACCGUCGUGUCACCAGGCUCAAAGACUCUCUAGAAUUACGCCAACAUAACAAAAAAUAUUUAAGUAUUCUGAAUUGAUUAAAAGAGAAUGCAGAAUUAUAGUUAAGAUAAAGCGCAAUAACUUCUGUGAAAGUAAUAACUACUUAUUAUAGCAAUUGUUUCCUUUAAUUUACUGUCUCCACGAGUUUGUCAUUUGAAGAAGAAAUAAGAAAUGAACAAAGACAAUUUUUAGUAAUAUUAUUCAUAUUUCUGCGAUGCUAGUCCGGAAUACUCUGCCAUAAUUCAAAGUAUACGAUUAUAAUUUUAAUUGUUUCAUCCCAUUAUUCAACUUCAUUAUAUGUUUAUUCUCUCGGUUAAAUUAUGAAGAUUCAAGUCUGAAUUUUUAAUGUUUAUGCUCAUGCAUUUUUUUUCUAUUUCGUGGAUUAAAAUGUAUAGAAUUUUUAUUCAAUGUGAAAGAAGGAAUUUCUACAUGAUAUAGAAUACAGUCUGAUAAAAACAAAUAUGGUACUCCUAAAAUUGUGCUACAUGUUAAUUAAUGUAAUGAUGCCGAACAAGAUAGAUCACAUUUUAUGUUUAAUCAUUCAUAUUUUUUUUCUUAUUGCGAAUAUGGAGAUUUUUGUACAUACAUUAUGUAUUAAUUGAAAUUGUAGGCAUUGUAAUAUUAAAGUACCUUUAAUAUAUAAAUAUAUAAAUAUGAAAUAUAAAUAUAAAUUCUAUAUGAUAGCUAUCAAAUAGCUAGGAAAACAACACAACACAUGGAAAUAUUAAAGUACGAUAAAAUAUGAUUAAUAUGAGGGGUUAAGAGCGCAUAUGCAGGUAUUUAAGAUUCAUAUUUAGAAUGCAAAAUGAAUGAGCGAUGCGUUUUGAUUACCGUAGUUGUAUUAUAAAAUAAUAAAAAGAAAAAACAUGGAAGAGCUGAUGAGUUACAAAAUUCAAAAUUAUAGUCUCGGCAGAGGUAAACUAAAAGGGAUUAUCUUAUCUUUUUCAUAAAGAAGAGGGGAAAAUUAAGAAAAAAAAAAGUUUGUACAAAGAUAUUCCGGUUAUUAAAUUUUGUUAUGAAAAAAAAGUGAGGGAGUUGGAAAAAUUGCGAGGCAACAAAAAAAAAUUGUAGAAUGAAGAAACAUGUGUAUUUUCUUCGGAAAAAUGAAAAUUAAUAUCUUGUAGCUAUUAUUAUAAGGAUAUUAACACGAGUAUUAAAAAAAACAAGCAAAA
This is a messenger RNA of Diachasma alloeum, 4773 nucleotides long. It is a transcript of the gene pdm3, whose product is annotated as POU domain, class 6, transcription factor 1. NCBI's taxonomy places the organism in Eukaryota, Metazoa, Arthropoda, Insecta, Hymenoptera, Braconidae. The transcript has 13 exons. The coding region runs from base 748 to 2748 and encodes 666 amino acids. Gene Ontology annotation, molecular function: DNA-binding transcription factor activity, RNA polymerase II-specific; RNA polymerase II cis-regulatory region sequence-specific DNA binding. Gene Ontology annotation, biological process: regulation of transcription by RNA polymerase II. The record is from RefSeq and is a predicted model, not a curated record.